Messenger RNA from Equus caballus (horse), 3253 nucleotides. Lineage: Eukaryota; Metazoa; Chordata; Mammalia; Perissodactyla; Equidae. The record is from RefSeq and is a predicted model, not a curated record.
GCCGCUCGGGCCGCGGCGGGGCGGGGCGGAGCUCCCUACCCGCCCGCCUUUGGUUCCUCUACUGCGCAUGGCACGUUGCGUACUUCCCUCCCAGCCACUGGCCUGGUGGCGGCGCGGCCAUAAACUAAAGAGGCGGAGCUGUGACCGGGUCGGGUCUGCGUGCUGACUCCAGGACCAGGUGGGGAACCUGGGGCCCAGGUGUCGGUUUGUCCUGCUCAAGCAAAGAGACGGCAGAUCCUAGUGCUCACCUCUCCUCCCACCACAUCCCCGUGUCACCCCGGGCUGAGCAGGCAGCGGGUCAAGCCCCCGUUAAGGACAGAGAUCCAGGUUUAAAUUUUUGCAAUUGAAGUAGGUCUACACGUUAGGAACUCAUGUCUUUUCUUGUAAGUAAACCAGAGCGAAUCAGGCGGUGGGUCUCGGAAAAGUUCAUUGUUGAGGGCUUAAGAGAUUUGGAACUAUUUGGAGAGCAGCCUCCGGGUGACACUCGGAGAAAAACCAAUGAGGCGAGCUCAGAGUCGAUAGCAUCCUUCUCUAAACAGGAGAUCAUGAGUAGCUUUCUGCCAGAGGGAGGGUGUUAUGAGCUACUCACCGUUAUAGGCAAAGGAUUUGAGGAUCUGAUGACAGUGAAUCUGGCAAGGUACAAACCAAUGGGAGAGUAUGUGACGGUACGAAGGAUUAACCUAGAAGCUUGUUCCAAUGAGAUGGUGAUGUAUUUGCAGGGGGAGCUUCAUGUCUCUAAACUCUUCAGUCAUCCCAAUAUCCUGCCAUAUCGAGCCACCUUCAUUGCAGACAACGAGCUGUGGGUUGUCACACCAUUCAUGGCUUAUGGUUCUGCAAAGGAUCUCAUCUGUACUCACUUCAUGGAUGGCAUGAACGAACUGGCGAUUGCUUACAUCCUGCAGGGGGUCCUCAAGGCCCUAGACUACAUCCACCACAUGGGAUAUGUACACAGGAGUGUCAAAGCAAGCCACAUUCUGAUCUCCGCGGAUGGGAAGGUCUACCUGUCUGGUCUACGCAGCAACCUCAGCAUGAUCAGCCAUGGGCAGCGGCAGCGUGUGGUGCACGAUUUUCCCAAAUACAGUAUCAAGGUUCUGCCUUGGCUCAGCCCGGAAGUCCUCCAGCAGAAUCUUCAGGGUUAUGAUGCCAAAUCUGACAUCUACAGUGUGGGAAUCACAGCCUGUGAGCUGGCCAAUGGCCACGUCCCCUUUAAGGAUAUGCCUGCCACCCAGAUGCUGCUGGAGAAACUGAAUGGCACGGUGCCCUGCCUGUUGGACACCAGCACCAUCCCCGCUGAGGAGCUGACCAUGAGCACCUCACGCUCGGUGGCCAACUCUGGCCUGAGUGAGAGCCUGGCCACCAGCACCCCCAGGACCUCCAAUGGUGACUCGCCAUCCCACCCCUAUCACCGCACCUUUUCCCCCCACUUCCACCACUUUGUGGAGCAGUGCCUGCAGCGCAACCCGGAAGUCAGACCAAGUGCCAGCACCCUCCUGAACCAUUCUUUCUUCAAGCAGAGACUCUUGGCUCCAACAGCCCAUCUGUCGUGGCACCAUGGUUCCUUGCCCCAUGGUGUCCUGGGACCCAGAACAACAGGAUCCACCCCCAACUCUCUCUCCUCCUCCAGAUCAAGCGACGUGCCUCAGAGGCUUUGCCUGAGUUACUUCGUCCUGUCACCCCCAUCACCAGUUUUGAGGGCAGCCAGUCUCAGGAUCACAGUGGAAUCUUUGGCCUGGUAUCAAACCUGGAAGAGCUGGAGGUGGACGACUGGGAGUUCUGACCUCUGAAGAGUGUGCACCUUCUCCAUCCCGGGCUAUAUGAGUCUCCAGGGGCCCUGCCUGAGGGCUGGCCACAUUCCCACCCUCCUGGGUGCAGACUGGGAAGAAAGGACAUUUCUGCCAAGAGAGUUACCUGCUUACUGACUGGAAAAGAAAUUCUGGAGAGAAACUUUUCUUUACUACUCCAAGGCUGUUGAGACACAAAGGGAAUCCCAACAACCCUGGAUCGGGAGGGGCCAGAAAGCUGACAUUCCCAAUUCUGCAGCUCAGGUGACCUCUUCAGAAGGAAGAGAUGCUGUUCUGGCCCUGGGGGCUGAAGUCCAAGCCCAGGGUUUGACUCCUCAGCCCAGGGAACUGUGUGACUUCCUCUUCCCACUCUUGCUCUCCUAGCAGCGUAAUCCCAUUCUUUCCCUCUGCUCUCAGAUCCUAUAGUUCCAUCGAGGGGCAGGCAAUAAGCAACCUGUCCCUCCUCCCCUCAGACCUCCCCUAAUAAUUGAAGACAAGGGUAUUUUUUCUUUUUAAGCACCAGGUUCAGGCUGAGGCAGUCCAUCCUGAUCCUUCUUAGCGCUUGGGCCCUGACACCUGAAACCUUCCCAUAGGUCAUCGCUGUAGCUCAUUCCUUUCCCACUGAGGGUCCAUCUUACUGCCUCCUGCCAGCUGCUCUGGUGCUUUCUCCAAGGGCCAUAAUGUCUUGCCCAGCCUGUGGGCUUAAGUCCUUAGUUUCAUUGCCAGAACAAGUUAAAAUUUUCAGAGAAUCCAUUGGAGAGUGGCAUUGUUGUGUGUUGGCCAUAUAUGCUCAGACAUGAGUCAUUCCACCCUGGUUCCGCCAUCCAAGAGUGGUCCCAGGAGUACCUGUGGAAGCGCAGCAGUGACCUCUUUCAUUAGAUAGCCUCACCACACACCGAUUUCUUUUAAAACCCAUAAUAGACUUGUCUCAACUAUCAAAAAUUUUAACUUAAUUUUAGCCUAUGGCCAUCAAACUGCUUUGGGGCUGCAAAGGUCUAGAUGCCAGAGACCAGCCCCUGGGUCUGCCAGGACCACUUCUGGGCCACUAGGAAUCCAGGCAGAAGAGGCUCACCUUUGGCAGGACAGGAGUGGGGAGGGUUUUGUUUAGUAACAUGGCAUGCGGUGUCCCCUUACCAUUGGCACUAAUACCCAAAGAGCAAGCAACCGAAGAACCAGACCUGCCCCCUCCGCUGUCAUUCCUGGCUGGCGGCCAGUGAGUCCUGGCCAGGUGGUGACUCUAACCUCGCCGCCUCCAAGGUGCUCCUCGGCCUGCGCGGGCACCAGCCCGGCCCCUCCCGCUGCUGGUCCCUCAGGGGUGAGGGGCCUCCUGCUCAGGCACUUCGCCUGUCAGAUUAAGGAAGUGCCCCUCCUUCCCUGAAGCUGCUUUGAACCAUCAAAUGCCGUUACUUUCCUAUGUCUCAGAAAUUGUAACACCAGUUUAAAAAAGAAUAAUAAAAAACCUUCCUUUGGGC